AUGUCUGAGCCUCUUUCCGCGGGCAUCCACCUCGUGACGGCCUCUACGACCGAUAUCUCCUCGAUUCUCGAUGGCAUAGUCCACCUCCACGGCUCGUGCAUCUUGAACGACGGCACCAUGGUCACUUUCCUGCCGCCGUUGUCACACGCGCAGAUGUACCAGUGGUGGGAGGAGCGGUUGCGAGAGGUCAGCAGCGGCCAGCGCCAUAUUCUCAUACAUGUAUCGAAGACCGAUGAUCGCACAGCGACGACGAGGGCAGCCAAGGGGGAGGAGGAUGUUGUUGUUGUUCCGGCGUCGCCGUGGGAGAGUGAGGGACGGAGUUGGCCCGUCAUCCACUCGACGACGAACCCAGAACAGGAGCAGCAGCAGCAGCUGGAAAUCUCCGGCGUCGUCUCCCUCAGCACGCCCUUCUCCCAAACGGGGCCCUUCCGCGCCCUCGUCCAGAAACUCUUCGUCUCGCCCCUCCAUCGCCGUCGGGGUAUCGCCAGGCAGCUGAUGGCCCGGCUUGAGGGGUUGGCUGUGGAUCUGGGGAGGUGGAAUCUCAUGCUCGACACCGAGGUCGGGUCCGGCGCCGAAAGCGUCUACCCGAAGCUCGGGUACGAGAGGUUGGGUGUUGUCCGCGAGUACGGCUAUUCGCCGAGGGAUGGGAGAUUGGUGGACGAGGUGUGGUUCUGGAAGGAUCUGAGGAAGAUGAAGAGAUUGGAGGAGGUCGAGGUUGAGGGUUAG
Fonsecaea multimorphosa CBS 102226 is the source of this 726-nucleotide messenger RNA. RefSeq lists its product as uncharacterized. Bases 1 to 726 code for a protein of 241 amino acids. Lineage: Eukaryota; Fungi; Ascomycota; Eurotiomycetes; Chaetothyriales; Herpotrichiellaceae. The record is from RefSeq and is a predicted model, not a curated record. The transcript has a single exon. Gene Ontology annotation, molecular function: acyltransferase activity, transferring groups other than amino-acyl groups.